This is a messenger RNA of Branchiostoma floridae (Florida lancelet), 2043 nucleotides long. RefSeq names its product translation initiation factor IF-2-like. The transcript has a single exon. Bases 882 to 2006 code for a protein of 374 amino acids. NCBI's taxonomy places the organism in Eukaryota, Metazoa, Chordata, Leptocardii, Amphioxiformes, Branchiostomatidae. The record is from RefSeq and is a predicted model, not a curated record. Gene Ontology annotation, molecular function: zinc ion binding; nucleic acid binding.
AUCAUGUGUAUUAUGUACAGUUAAUAAUUUGAUGCAAUAUUGGUAGAUUUGAAAUGUUAGUAUGAAUGCCUACCUAUGCAUUACGUGUUUUGUUCUAGAAAGGUUGAUAGCAAAAAAAAUUAAAAGUUCCUAAGUAUUGCCAAACGAGAACUGUCACCAUGUUUGUGAAACUUCAGGUACAUGUUCGAUACAGGUCAAGAGCAUCAUGUAUACAUGACACGGUGCGACAGAGUCACUGUAAUAGUUUUAGGCAUGCCCAGGGUUAACUGCGCAUGAGCAGAGAGGAGGGGUUCAGGAGACGGAGAGUUUGGCAGUGUGAAGUCCUGCUAUGUAGAUUUAGAGGUUUCAUGGAUUAAAAGAGCAACAUCGGAAAAACAGCGUCGGUCUAUCUAGUGACAAGUGGUGUCAGAAAUGGGAUAAAAUUCACGGAAGGUCUACGACCGGUAAGCCUUAGCCUCCGGAACUUCCCGAACGGAACUUUUCAUGCAGUAGAGACGAACGAGAGUGGCCAUUAGCCAAGCCAUGAGUAGGAAGUUUGGAAGGCUAUCCGACUGGCCAAGUUGUUGAUGUACCCUACUGCUGAGGAAGGGAAGGGCAAAGACUUUCAACCAUACUUUCAGUGAGGAUUUCUUAAUUGGAUGCAUAUAGAACCAAUUCGUAUGGCAACAAACAUCUUCUUUGUGUGUGCAUGAUAUCAAGCCAGCGAAAAGAACGUUAAAACAAAUCAUUAAACUGUAGAGCGUCAAAAAAAAAGAAAAAAAAAUGAAAGGAAGAUGGAAGAAUACAUCGAGGCAGGUUCGAAACUAGGCCUGAAGGAGGAGGCUUUGCAAACGUAUGUGCAGCAGGCACUGGAGAGGGAUUAGAGAGCCAAGGAAAGAGAAAUGCAAAAGUUGAAGUUAGAAGCCGAAGAGACAGAGAAGGAAAGACAGGUAGAGAUGGAGAAACUGCAGUUAGAAGCUGGGAAGCUGAAGUUAGAAGCUGAGAAAGAGAAGUUAGAAGCUGAAGAGAAAGAGAAGGAACUGCAUGUAGAGAUGGAGAAUCUGAAGAUGGAAGCUGAAGGGAACGAGAAGGAACGGCAGGUAGAGAUAGAGAAGCUGAAGUUACAAGCUGAGGACAAGAAGAAAGAAAGGCAGGAGACGGAAGUGGAACGGCGAGACCAGCUGGAGAUGAGACAGCUGGGGCCAGAGAGGGGUGUAGCCGCAGAAACGGAAAGUGUUCGGGCUAAGAUACCCAAGCUUCCAGCCUUCGAGGAUGGCACGGACGACCUCGAUGCCUUUCUACAGAGGUUCGAGAGGAUCGCAACCUCCAACGGCUGGAAGGAGACAACAUGGGCCUCCACCUUAAGUGCUUUGCUCAACGGAACGGCACUGGAAGUCUAUUCUCGGCUUAAUGACUAUGACGCCCGGGAUUACAACAAGGUGAAGGAGGCACUUAUGAAGCGCUACAAUCUUACGGAAGACGGAUUCCGGGCCAAGUUCCGUCAUAACCAACCAGAAAAGGGGGAGAGUCCGGAACAGUUUCUGGUGCGACUGACCAAGUACCUAGACCGCUGGGUAGAUUUGUCCGAGACGACCAGAGACUAUGAGUCCCUCCCGGACUUGUUCAUCAGGGAACAGUUCAUGGAGGCGUGUCCAGUAGACUUGGCCACCCACGUACGAGAGCGAGCCCUGCAGUCCAUGAAAGAGAUGGCAGAUAUGGCUCAGCACUUCCUAGAGGCUCACAAGCGGGAACUGGCAACCCGGGUGGACACGGUGGAAGUUAACAAUCCCGGAGGUGCCCGCGUUGUCAAGAAGUGCUACAACUGUAACAGCCCGGAGCACUUGGCCAGGGCCUGCCCGCAAGUGAGACAACUGAUGGGGCCGUCCCAAGCGACGUCAUUAUACGCCAGCAACGGAAAAGUGAGAGGGUACGAGUGCGACGGAGAAGUCGAGGGAACACCGGUGACUAUGUCGUUAGACACGGGAAGUUCUGUCAGGGGACCACAUCCGCAGGGGACUGGAGUAUAGCCUCCACCAAUAACGGACCAGCAUUCGGUUGCCAUAG